Lodderomyces parapsilosis is the source of this 1365-nucleotide messenger RNA. RefSeq names its product lipase family protein. The transcript has a single exon. NCBI's taxonomy places the organism in Eukaryota, Fungi, Ascomycota, Pichiomycetes, Serinales, Debaryomycetaceae. The record is from RefSeq and is a predicted model, not a curated record. Gene Ontology annotation, molecular function: triacylglycerol lipase activity. Gene Ontology annotation, biological process: lipid catabolic process. The coding region runs from base 1 to 1365 and encodes 454 amino acids.
AUGUGGACAAGAAUUAUUUUUGUCGUUUUAUCUACCACUCUUUAUGCAUUGCAAAUUCCAUUAAUCCCUCCGGGUCAGGAUCCAUUCUACUUAGCCCCGGCUAACUAUGAAUCUCUCCCAUUGGGAACAAUACUCAAAUUUAGGCCAACACCCAACAAACUUGUCAAUAUAUGCUUCACUUUUGAGUUGAAAAGUUCUUGGCAGAUCUUGUAUCGCUCGCAAAACUCAUUUGGCGAGCCCACCGCCAUUGUCAUGACUGUUAUGGAACCAUUCAAUUCUCAACCGUCAAAAGUUUUAUCCUACCAAACAUUUCAAGAUUCUGCAAAUAUCAAUUGCAGUCCUAGUUAUGGGUUUCAAUUCGGAGCACCAUUAUCAACAAUCGCGUCUCAGCUAGAUAUGAGGUUCCUAGUACCUGCAUUGAAGCAAGGAUAUUAUAUAAUAAGUUCAGAUUAUGAGGGUUUCAAUUCCAGCUUUGUUGCCGGCCGACAGCUGGGUUAUGCAGUUUUAGAUGGUGUAAGAGCAGCAAUACGGUCACAAAGCAUCUCAGGUAUUCACCCUCUGGCAAAAGUUGUCUUAUGGGGGUAUUCAGGAGGAAGUAUUGCCUCUAGUUGGGCCGCUAGCUUACAACCCACAUAUGCACCAGAGUUGAAACAACACUUGUUGGGUUGUGCAUUGGGAGGCUUUGUUACGAAUAUAACAGCCACUGCGGAGAUUACUGAUGGUGGCAUUUUUGCUGGGUUGAUUCCUUUGGCUCUUCAUGGGCUCUCUAACGAGUAUCAAGAGUUUAGACAAGUUGUGCAUGACAACCUUGAUCCUCAACACAUGGACUUUUUCAAUCAAGGUUCCGAACGUUGCUUUGCUGGCGGUUUAAACUUUUUUCGAUUUCGAAGCUUCUUUCUGGGAAGCAACCGCACGUUUCCUCGUGGAUUUGACUUGCUUCAUGAUGAAACCAUUGGGAAAAUCAUCGAAGAGAAUUGCGUUUGCCACUUGAAUCAAACUUUUUUACCGCAAAUUCCAAUGUUCCUCUACCACGGCUUAUUUGAUGAGAUUGUACCAAUAACUGGUCCCCGUCACAUAUUCAAUCGAUGGUGUUCUUGGGGAAUUAAAUCAUUGGAGUUUGCGGAAGAUUUAUUAACUGCCCAUGUUGGACAGCAAAUUGUUGGUGCUGCUGCUGCUUGGACAUGGAUUGAAAACUUGUUCAACGGUGGAAAACCAGUGGAAGGUUGUGUCCAUACUCAGCGUUUAAAUAAUUUAUACUUCUAUCCUGGGGUAAAGCAAGAGACGAAAGAUUAUUUCUUGGGAUUCGAGUUUAGCAUACUUGAUUACAUUAUAGGUGGAAAAACACUUGAUUGGAAUGUUCUAUGA